AUGGAAGCCACUGCCAUCGCUACGAUAACUUUCAUUUUUCUUGCAUCAGCUCUCACGGUGGUGAUCACCCUCUGCUAUAAAGACAGCACCCAUGGCGGCAGCAGCCACCACCGAAAGAGACACCACAAGGGAACUGUGGGUUUGUGUAGAGGGCAAACCAAUCGUGACAUAGAAAUCGGCGAAGGCAUGGACCCGAAUAGAGGGAAGAACUUGGCGGCAGCAGCAGUGGUUUCCACCGUCCUGGCCCCCGAUCAUGGUGGUGGUGGUGGUUGA
Molecule: messenger RNA, 273 nt
Organism: Lactuca virosa
Lineage: Eukaryota; Viridiplantae; Streptophyta; Magnoliopsida; Asterales; Asteraceae
Source: the annotation of a GenBank genome assembly